UUGGGCGUGUGACGUCAUCGACGUGCGCCGCGCUCGGUCUGCGACCAUAACAACGCCUGAUAACCCUCACUUUUAUCGAUAUCGUUUAUAGGGAAAUAUUGAUCGGAAUUUAUUCUCACAGCCUCAAAGGUCCUGCACACCUCGUCCCUGAGACCGACACACGACAUUUUUUCAAAGUGCAGAUUAGAAAAGUACAUCCACAGAAUUCCAUUUCCGAGAUCCAGCGUCUGCGUGUCGAUGGAGGAGUCCUGCUAGAAACACAAAACGGGUGGAGAGGCUCCCGGGAGGAAUGGGGUAGAGCUCUCGAUGAGGGUCCCGGCAGCAAACAGCUCCGUUAGGGCAGAAUCGGGCGAGAUGCCUGAGAAUGGACGCUCCAGGAGGAAACGUGUGCCGAAGACGUGCGACUGCUGCGGGCCCCACGGCAAGCCCCACGCGCCGGGACACCAGCAGGUGUCCAAGAGACGCGGCCGCAGGAGGAAAGAGAUGCUGAGCCAAGAAGAAGAGGUGGCGGCGGAGGAGGAGGUGGUGAGCUCGGCGGCGGCCGACUCGGUGGUGACUUUAGAAGCGGACGCCGCUUCUGAGAUGGACGAGGCUCCGUCUCCUAAAGAGAAGCCAGAGCUUUCCCAGACUGAGAGAGGGAGUGAAAGCACCGUCAUGGUGAACGGCCUGGAGAACAGCGCUCAUGCGCAUCCCAGCGACACCAAAGAGCUGAGCAGUUCUGUCACACCCAAUGACUUAAUGAAGAAACGCCUUGAUUCUUCCCUGAUCAGCGCGGAGCCGGAUGCGAUGGAAACCGAGCCGCCCGGUCUGAGCGCUGGUGUCAACAAGGCUUCCUGGGACCAUCACUACUGCAAACCCCUCGCUGAGGAGAACAGGAGCUACUCCACGGAGGAGACGGGACAGCCGUCUGCACUGCCUCCGGCUGAAUUCACCACUGAGGGCAUCAUCGAGUGCAUUCAUGAAUUCCUCGAGCAGUUCUAUGGGAAAUACGGAAGCUUCACUCCGUUGAGUGACACUGACGUCCUCGAUCACCUAAAUAAGACGUUUCAGUCUGAUCUAAAUGACAGGAUGAAGCUGAUAACAAAAGAAGUGGCCAAGUACAGGGCUGGUCUGGCCUGUGCUCCUAUGCAUUUCUUCCAAGUGACCUACAACAAGCACACUUUGACCUUAGAUGACCUUUCAACACUCGAUGACCAAAACUGGGUCAAUGAUCAGGUGAUUAACAUGUAUGGAGAACUGAUCAUGGAAGCUACGAAUCAUAAGGUUCACUUCUUCAACAGUUUUUUUUACCGACAGUUUGUAGCAAAAGGUUAUGAAGGAGUGAGACGAUGGACCAAAAAGGUUGAUCUGUUUUCUAAGACACUGAUUCUGAUUCCUCUCCACCUGGAGAUCCACUGGUCGCUCAUAACUGUGGACGUCUCCAAGCAAAGCAUCAACUUCUACGACUCCCAGGGCAUCCUGUUCAAGUUCGCUGUGGAUAACAUCCUGAAAUACAUCCUGGCAGAAGCGAAAGAGAAGAAACAAGCCGUCUUUCAGAAGGGCUGGAAGAUGGUCGUCAACAGGACCAUUCCACAGCAGAAGAACGACAACGACUGUGGGGCUUUUGUCUUGGAGUACUGCAAGUGCCUGGCGUUCAUGAAGCCGCUGCUGUUCACUCAAGAGGACAUGCCACGCGUCCGCAAGAGGAUCUACAGAGAGCUGUGUGACUGCAGACUGUCUGACUGUCUAAACCAAGACAAAGCCACAUAGACAGGUGUGUGGAUGACGAACACAACAGGAGGGAAAGGACUUCACAACAAGACAAAGAAACCCAAAGUUCAGGUCAGGCAAAGCGGGAGGUUCCCAAUAUUUGAGCCUGUCCAAUCAUUCCUGUCGGUUUGCUGGAGUUCUUCAGGACGCGUUUACCUCUUCGCAGUACAUCGGCGGCUCAGAUAUGCCUUUUCCCAGCGUCCUCGACCUUGAAUUUAAUGAAGCCUGCGACGACCUCUCAGAGAAACGAACGGAAGAUCCUCAGCAAUGGAGACAUUUUUCUGUUUCUGGCAACCACAAAGAUUCAAAACCUCACAAGCGUGUGGAUGUUUUAUUUUUUUUUUACGUAUUUUAUUUUAAAUUUCAUUUAUAAUACAGCCAUAGCACAGAUUACGUGUUUCUAUCAGGUUUCUUUUUGUAAAGAACAUAUUUUUUGCUUUGCAGCAUGAAACUUGAAGGACUUCGUAGUUUAUAAAUGUCACGCCGUUGUUGAGGUACAAGAAGCAUUUAAUGAAUGUACUGUCAAACACCAGAAUUCUACUUGUACAGUCGAGCUUGUAACUUGAAAGCAGAUUUUGUGGCGAUACUCUUAAAAGUCCUGGACCAGAUUGCUUUGUUAACAUUUGAUCAUCCUCUAAAUAUGUUCCCAGAUGUUUCUAAAGAAAAAGUUUACUUGCUGUAAACCAACCGCCAGCAUUAUUUGGCCAUUAUGUUGUUGCAAACUGCUGUUCUCUCACUUCUGAGCACUUUCCGUUGUUUUUCCUCGAAUGCAUCGGCGGUUAAAAUUGAUUUUGUAGCAUGUGGUUUUGUCGUUAAUUGAAGUCAGUUAAAGGUCAUUUUUAAAUGAGCACAGUGCGAUGAAAGAUGCAGGUUUCUGCCUUUUUAUUUAUACUCUUUUUAAUGGGGAAGACUGAUCUGAAAAUAUCAUUGAAACCUGGCGUUCUGUCAUUGGUUAAUACAAACUCAUGGUCUCAUGAAAAUGCAUAUAAAUAGUACAGAAAUUCUUGGUAGUGAUACGCAAAGAUUGACUUUGGCGUGCAUGUGAUAUGCAGCUACCCCAGAACCCUAACCCUACCCAUUGCGUUUCAUAUGCACGCCAAAGUCCACUUUUGAUCGAAACAAACUCAUGCUACUGAUACGCACUUUCAUGAGAUCAGGUUGAAAUUCGAGCAGAAUAGGAGAUUGCUGAUUGUUGCGGUUGUGUGUGCUUGAGUCAUCUUUUCUGUUCUGUGUGAGGAGCAUUUUUCUACCUUGUGAUGCAGUUUGGUACAAAAACAUGUCAGGAUAGUAGAUUUAUACUUUUGUCAGUGACCCACCAUUUAAGAGCGAUACUGUCAUUUAGUUACUUGAACCAACGAAUCAUAACCUCAGACUGAGUUUCUGACUACUAGUUUCAUCAUUAUUUAAAAAUACAUAAAACCAUGUUGAAUAACCAGUGCUGUGUCUGUUAUUGUGUUUGCAAAUGCGUAUGAAAGGAGGCGCUUAACCUUCACAAAAUGCUGAUUUUCCAACUCAGAAGGUCAGUGUAAAUGUUAGCAAUUUUUGCAACCCUGUUAUCAAAAUUUAAGAUGUCUAAAUAGUU
Messenger RNA from Onychostoma macrolepis, 3331 nucleotides. It is a transcript of the gene senp5, whose product is annotated as SUMO specific peptidase 5. The transcript has 9 exons. Gene Ontology annotation, molecular function: deSUMOylase activity. Gene Ontology annotation, cellular component: nucleus. The record is from RefSeq and is a predicted model, not a curated record. Gene Ontology annotation, biological process: protein desumoylation. NCBI's taxonomy places the organism in Eukaryota, Metazoa, Chordata, Actinopteri, Cypriniformes, Cyprinidae. Bases 307 to 1749 code for a protein of 480 amino acids.